Molecule: messenger RNA, 1460 nt
Organism: Acanthisitta chloris (rifleman)
Lineage: Eukaryota; Metazoa; Chordata; Aves; Passeriformes; Acanthisittidae
Product: casein kinase II subunit alpha
Exons: 12
Coding region: 92-1267 (391 amino acids)
Biological process (GO): protein phosphorylation
Cellular component (GO): nucleus; cytosol; protein kinase CK2 complex
Molecular function (GO): protein serine/threonine kinase activity; ATP binding
Source: RefSeq, a predicted model, not a curated record
CAGGUGGAGGAAUCUGAGGCCUUCUCCUCCGUGCAGACCAGGUGACCUCUGAUUUUGCGUCUCAUCACUUCCGUCUGCCAACCUGUCUGAUAUGUCGGGACCUGUGCCGAGCAGGGCCAGAGUUUACACGGAUGUGAACACACACAGACCUCGGGAAUACUGGGACUAUGAGUCACACGUUGUUGAGUGGGGAAAUCAAGAUGACUACCAGCUAGUUCGAAAAUUAGGCCGAGGCAAAUACAGUGAAGUAUUUGAAGCCAUCAACAUUACAAAUAAUGAAAAAGUAGUUGUUAAAAUUCUGAAGCCUGUUAAAAAGAAGAAAAUCAAGCGUGAAAUCAAGAUCUUAGAGAACUUGCGAGGAGGGCCCAAUAUCAUCACCCUGGCAGAUAUAGUGAAAGAUCCUGUGUCUCGGACACCUGCUUUGGUUUUCGAACACGUUAACAACACAGACUUUAAGCAAUUGUACCAGACAUUAACAGAUUAUGAUAUUCGAUUCUACAUGUAUGAGAUUUUGAAGGCUCUAGAUUACUGCCAUAGCAUGGGAAUCAUGCACAGAGAUGUCAAACCUCACAACGUCAUGAUUGACCAUGAGCACAGAAAGCUUAGACUAAUAGACUGGGGUUUGGCUGAAUUCUAUCACCCCGGCCAGGAGUACAAUGUCAGAGUGGCUUCCAGAUAUUUCAAAGGACCUGAACUCCUUGUAGAUUAUCAGAUGUAUGAUUACAGUCUGGAUAUGUGGAGCUUGGGUUGCAUGUUGGCUAGUAUGAUAUUCCGAAAGGAGCCAUUUUUCCAUGGCCAUGACAACUAUGAUCAGCUGGUGAGGAUAGCCAAGGUGCUGGGAACAGAGGAUCUGUAUGACUACAUUGACAAAUACAACAUUGAGCUGGAUCCACGUUUCAAUGACAUCUUGGGCAGACACUCCCGUAAGCGAUGGGAGCGCUUUGUUCACAGUGAGAACCAACACCUGGUGAGUCCAGAAGCUCUGGAUUUCUUAGACAAGCUGUUGCGAUAUGAUCACCAGUCACGACUCACAGCAAGAGAAGCCAUGGAACACCCCUACUUCUAUCCCAUUGUGAAAGACCAGGCUCGGAUGGGCUCAUCCAACAUGCCAGGUGGCAGCACUCCUGUCAGCAGUGCCAGCAUGAUGUCAGGGAUUUCUUCAGUGCCAACACCUUCACCCCUUGGACCUCUAGCAGGCUCACCUGUCAUCUCUGCCACCACCACGCUGGGGAUGCCAGUUCCAGCUGCUGCAGGCGCCCAGCAGUAGUGAUGGGCUCUGUCUCCUGCUGCCUGAGCUGAGUCAGGUGGGGAAGAGGUUUCCCCCUCCACCUCUCCUCAGGACGCAGCUCGUGCCUGGCAGGGGAAGGGAGGGGAUGAACGCUUUGGAGACACCGUGUCUGAACUGUUGCUUGUGGAUUUAUAGUAGUUCAGUCAUUAUAUACAAAAUUAUUAUAGGCUGA